This is a messenger RNA of Bactrocera neohumeralis, 17636 nucleotides long. RefSeq names its product WD repeat and FYVE domain-containing protein 3 (gene bchs). The record is from RefSeq and is a predicted model, not a curated record. Gene Ontology annotation, molecular function: metal ion binding; protein binding. The coding region runs from base 446 to 10966 and encodes 3506 amino acids. NCBI's taxonomy places the organism in Eukaryota, Metazoa, Arthropoda, Insecta, Diptera, Tephritidae. The transcript has 27 exons.
CGGACGUUUGGUCUGCGUCGUCGCGCUAGUUUACACAAAAGGUGAAGAAAAAAUGUGAAAAAAAUUUGCAAAGAAGAAAAAAUUCACAAAAUGUUUUCAGAAAAUAUAAUAAAAGUCUUUAAGCAAAUAUAAUUUCCAGCUGCGCAUUGCUACAGUGGUUACAUUUGCAGUUGAAAAUUACAUUUGGUGUCCGCAAGCAAACUAAAACCAAACAAUCAAUAACCAUUAAUAUCAACGAAAGGUUUCAUUCCACAGCCGAAGGUGCUCCCGCAUACACACGAAUCCAGAAACUUCCACGCGCGGGAGCAAAAUCGACCGCAAAGACGUUGUGGUGUGAGCGGUGGCUGCGGUUGCUCCGCAUACGGAGUUGAAGCCACAGAAAAACACCACAAAAACCACACACACGCACACACGUGUCCGACGAUCCGACCGUUAAGCGUCAACCAUGAACGUGAUGCGUAAAUUACGUGGCAAUAACAGUGCCGCGGGUGGCUUACCCACAGCCGGUGCGGCAGGUGCCACCGCUAAUGGCAAUAUAACGGGCAGCAGCAACGCAGGCGGUGCACGUGUCGGCGAUGAGAUAACCGCCGCCACAGAUGCACGCAUACAAAUCAGUUUACACACACUAAAGCAGCUCUUCAACGAGUACACACAUCCGAAGGAGGCGCUCAGCGAGCACGAACGGGACAUGAAGCUGUAUCAGAUGCUGCCGUUAUUUUGCAAGGUCUUCAGCACAUGCCCGGCCGCGGAUAUGAGCGAAAAGUUCUGGGAUGUGGUGGCCUUUUGUCAGCAAGUUUCACGUCUGAUGGUCAGCGAGAUACGGAAACGUGCCUCCAAUCAGAGCACUGAGGCGGCGUCAAUAGCGAUUGUUAAGUUUUUGGAAAUCGAAACGACGGAGGAGACGAGCAGCGGCUGGAUGUUGCUGUCCACAUUGAAUUUGUUGGCCAACGGCGAUGUGUCGUUGAUACAGGUGAUGACAGCAGCCGCCGUGCCGUCUACGCUCGUCAAAUGUCUGUAUUUGUUCUUCGAUCUGCCCGUUGUGGAGGACGAUCCGCCGCCGGGCAUUGGCGAGUCGGCGAGCGACUUUAAUGCCUUCGAGCGUCGCACGCUGCUGCAAAAGGUCUUUGUACAGCUGCUGGUUAAGCUCUGCUCGUAUCCGUAUCCGGCCGAGGAGUUGGCGCGCAUGGACGAUCUGACGCUGCUCUUCUCGGCCAUCACGUCGCCGUGUCCGACGCAUAAUAUUGUUUGGCGUAAAAACGCAGCGGAAAUAUUGACGACCAUCUCGCGACAUGGCCUAACCGAUGCCGUUGUUAGUUAUAUACAUUCCAAAGGCUGCAUGGCGCUGUGUGUGGAUAAUAUGCAACGUUUGAGCUUCGGCAAUCCGCUGGAGAUUGUCGAAAUGUUUGUUACCGUUUUUUGCUUCCUAAAGGAUUCUAGUCAAGUAUCACAAAUAUUAUUGGACGAUUUCAAAGCAUCACAGGGAUAUCUUUUUCUCAGCGAUUUUUUGCUCAAAUUCGACACAACGCGUACCCAUUCCAUUGAAGUGCAGGCGGCCAUACGCAAUCUCGUUCUCAUGAUCUCCUCGCUUUGCAUGUGCGGCUUCAAUGAGUUACGUCCGCCACAGGUACAGAAUACGCUCUUCAAAAUGCAGAACUUUCAAAUGCCACAGGCGAGCUCACGUGAGACUUGCGUACGCAACAUCUACGCAUUCCAAGUGCUGCAAACGGUCUUCCUGAAGUCCACCUCGCCAGCGCUUUGCUGCACCAUACUCGACGCCAUAUCGCGUGUCUAUCACUCGGAGAACGCCAAUUAUUUCAUACUCGAUUCGGAGAAUACGCUCAGUCAGUUCACGGAGCGCAUACACCUCAAGGGUCCACAGAUACAGGAGAAAUUCUUUGAUUUACUCGAGUUCAUUGUGUUCCAAUUGAAUUUUGUACCAUGCAAGGAGUUGAUAAGUCUCUCAUUGCUGCUAAAGAACAAUCAUUCGACUAGCUGUAGCAUACUGUGCUUGAAGACGCUACUGAAUAUACUGCGACACAAUGCGGUCUUCAAGGAGGUCUAUCUUGAGGUCGGCAUACUUGAGGUGUUUGUCACGUGCUUGAAUCGUUAUGCCGAUCACGUGCGUAAGAUAACAAAAUGCGAUGAGAGCGUUGUUGUUGUACCGACGGCGGAUGAUCUAGAGGAUCUCACCGAUACGCUGGGCAAACAUGUGCUCGAAGCGCUCACCAUACUGCUGAGCGGUAAUAAUAAUAACGCGAAUGUGUUUCGUGAAUGUGGCGGCGCUAAAUGUACACACGAUUUGGUGAAAUUCAAACAUUGUCGUCCGCAAGCGUUGGGCAUCAUACGAGAGCUGAUACUGUCGGCGGGCGGUGAUGAUGACAUGCUCUUCAUACUCUCCGUCAUGCAUGCGGUGCCACCAUAUCAGGUGGAGUUCAAAAUACAAAUACUCAACAUGCUGCUCGGUUGCUUGAAGGACUCGCACCGCACGCGUACUGUGUUCCGCAAGGUGGGCGGAUUCGUAUAUCUUACCAGCGUUUUCGUCUCGCUUGACGGCAAAUUGUGCGAUGAGCCGUUGGCAAAUGUAGAGCCAGACGCGCAGUUGAUUACACAGGAUGAUUUGAUAUUAUUGCUGCAAAUCGUUUGUCAGACGCUGGCGACGGCGAUGCGUUUCGAGCCGGCGAACGCGAAAUUCUUUCAUCAAGAGAUUUGCACCGCCUCGCUGUGUGACACGCUGCGGCUUUUGGGCUGUUUCGGCAGCGCCACUGAGCUACAUGACUUCAAGGGCGAGUUCAAGAAUGACAACGCCAUGCAGAAGUACUUUCACGAGGUCUUCGCGGGUGAUAUAUUGAACUUUAGCUUCAACUCGGACCUACCGCGCUCCUUGUCCUACGUCUGCGUAGUUUACCGCCUACUAUACAGCAUCGCGCUGGACAAUUUUGAAACACCAAAUUUGGCCGGCGUCAUAACGCUCUUCAGCGACACACAUACGCGUUCGCCCAGCAAAGAGUUGCCGCCAGCUCAUCCAAAUCAAUUGAAUCUGACACAGCCCACACCAGAGCCGCGCAUUGUGCAUCCCGGCGUUGUGCUCUGCAUGCUGCAGCUACUACCGAGCAUCGAGCAUGAGACAAGCGGCAUAUUAGCGCUGAAUCUACAGGUUUACCUCAGCGAGAUCAUAAAGUCUUUGGUGCGCAAUGAACGCAAUCAACAAAUCAUGUGCGACUAUGGGCUCGCCGAGCAGCUGUUGAAGAUUGCGCGCAAUGCUCUCUCCGAGGAAGCUAAUCCGCUGCACGUGUCCAUGCAGUAUGUGUUGGAGCGCUUGGCUGCACAGGCUUUACAGCCCACAGAGCUGCGUGAGUUUCUGCGGCUUGGCGAACCGCUAUCUUGCGCCGACAUUGACUUACGCACACCCUAUCGCAUGGGCGGGCCCGUACCGUUGACACGUAUUAAGACGCUGGUUUCAAUGACAACACCGCGUGAUUUUCGCGCGCACGGCUCGAGCACGCUGCCGCCCUUUGUGGAAAUGGAUAUGUCUGCGGAGGGUUUCGGCUGUUUGUAUUUGCCUUCGUUGGCGCCACAGGCUACCGCCACCACCGGUGGUACUAUCGACGCCAACACCAUUGGCGGUAUUGGCGCUGGAGAUCGCAUAUUUCCACCACAAACGGGACUCUCAUACUCCACUUGGUUUUGUGUGGAGAAGUUUUCCGAUCCCAAAACAGAUCCACAUUGCGUGCGUCUGCUGACGCUGGUGCGCACCAUACACAAUCCGCGCGAAGAGAACUUGGUCUGUCUGUCCAUAUUGCUGUCGGCGCGUGAUAAAGCGAUUGUGGUGUCCACGCAAGAAACGCUUGUGACGCCAAGCAAAAGUCUUGGCGACUGGGAACCCGAAGGUUCAGACGACGGCAGCGCACGCAUUUGGUGUCCCGAUUUGCUGCACGAGGGCCAAUGGCAUAAUCUGGUGGUAGUACUCAAUCGCGCUGUUUUGAAAAACUCUAGUCUCUCACUUUACUUGGACGGCACACCCAUGCACACACAGAAGCUACAUUACAUUUCACAAAACCCCGGCGCUGGCUCCGUCAAUCUCGCCGUGGCCAGUCAAGUCUACGGCUACAUUGGCACACCACCGAUUUGGCGCCGCUAUUCACGUCUCUGCUGGAAGCAGGGCGUCUGCCACUUGCUGGAAGACGUGCUCACACAACAGACUGUGCACACCAUCUACAAUCUGGGACCACAUUAUAUGGGUUCACUGCAAGCGCCACAACUGGGUAAGCAAAGCGAACCGCUGCAGCCCUUAGUACCGGAAGAUCGUGUGCUCUUGGGUCUGAAUGCGAAGGCGGUGUCACAACUCACUCUAGUAAAGAUACGCAAGGUUUACAGUCGCGUGGAUAACAAGUCCAUCGCCAAAGUAUUGGGCAUGAAUUCGCACGAGAAUGCCACGCCGAUCAGAAUUCUACACAAUUCCGCCGGUCACUUGGCAGGCGCUGGACGCUCACUCGGCGGCGUAGUUGUCGGCUAUUUGGGCGUGCGCGUCUUCAGUCCACACCCCGUCUCCGCCAUGAUCGACACUGUCGGCGGCUGCAAUGUUUUGCUGGGCAUCAUCGCCAUGGCGCAGGAUGUGGAAUCGCUCUACGCCGGCGUGAAGGCGCUCACCUGUGUGGUGCGUAGUAACCGCGCGGCGCAAAGCGAAAUGGAUCGCAAACGUUGCUAUCAAACGUUGGGCAUGUUCUUCAAAAAGAAGAAGAAUCUACUCAACUCACACAUACUACAUUUGACAUUUGGGCUCGUCGGCACUGUGAGUAGCGGUCAAGACAUGUCGGCCAUACCGAAUGUUACCGCAUUCCAGGAUCUACUCUGCGACCUGGAAAUUUGGCAUAAUGCGCCAAAUGGUUUGCUGCGCUCCCUGCUGGAACAUCUGCUCGAACUCGCUAUUGAAUCGAACGAGAAGAAACAGAAUGUGAAGAUUAUGGGUAACUUGCAGCUGCUUAAUAAGCUGCUGCACAUCAUUAUCGACAUACAGGAUCACUCGACGCGCGAAAUACUCUUCAAUCUAAUUGAGACUUUGCUCGGCGGUCAGCCGCGUCACAGCGAUCUCUUGCUCUUCGGCCAGUACAUCGCUGCCAAGCUACCGAAAGCGGAACAAGUCGAGAAAGCGCUCAUAUUGCCGAGCAUGCGCGUCACAGCGGGCAUUAACGGUAAUGCUGCUGGUGGUGUGAGCGAGCACGAACUCAUGGCGCAGAACAUUUAUCUGCGCAACCGCUGCCUCUCGCUGCUGCAUGGUUUGCUCUUCACGCCACGCAACACGGUGAACUAUAUCAUCUGCGAUGACAUCUCCAAGACGCUGGGCAUGGAUUGGCUGCUGCUCUUCAUGCAGCCGCAUGUACACUUCACUACCGUUAUAAUUGCGGUGCGCAUACUGGUCGUCGUCUGUGCCAACGAGAAUUUCAUGGUACGUUUCCGCGACUCCACACACAAUGGCGGCUACUUGCGCUUCACGGAAAUGGUGUCGCAGAAGAAAAUGUUGGCGCUGGGCGCGCCGCAGCUGAAUACGGGCACGCAGAGCAGCGCUGGCUCGGUGAUUGUGACCACCGCCAAUGUUAUACAGCAUCUGCCGACGCAGAUUGCCGGCGAAGUGCGUACUACGGCGCUGAGCAUACCAGGCUAUCAAAUGCUCGAAUGGCUGCUCACGCAUCAUCUCGACGUGCCCGAGCUAUAUUUCCUCAUUACCGCUUUGAUUAUGGGUCAACCGGUGAAAAUGAUGGCCAGUGAGCAUACAAAAUUCGACUUGGAUCGUGUACGUCACUUUCUGUGGGGCACACCGCCUUCCUCGAAUGCGCCGCUACCAAAAAUGAACGUUUGCCCCGAAGCGGUGUGCGUGCUGCUCGGCAUGGUGCGCGCUAUUGUGCACGCUACAGACUGCGCCAAAUGGCUCAAUAGCCAUCCUGAGACAAUAAUUCAGCUGCUCUUCAACUUGUAUCAGAAUGUCACCGAUUUUAUGCCGGUCAUGAUGUCUGGCGACGUGAUCACCUCAUUGGUUGCGGUGCUAUUCCCCAACUCGAAGGACGCUGGCAAUGAUUCCGAACCGAAUAGCGGUAAUUCAACACCCACCGACAACGGCACGGGCGCUUACUUGCUGCACGCGCAUAGCAUAACCAGCGCACCGGCGCAUAAGCUGACGCAGCAUCCGGUGCGUAAAUGUAUCAUCGAUUUUCUACGCGUAAUUGUGGUCGAUUCGCUGAGCUUGAAUAUGCAUGGCAAGACAACGCCCGUCAUCGACCUGGUGUUCGACGCUUCACCUGAGCCCGCGGAGAUGACGUUGCAAGUUGAGUAUCAGACAGAAAUUAUUACCGCUUUGAUGGAGCAUCUGCUAGCCGCGGAUGUUUUGGUGGGCGAACAGGCCGCACUGUCCAUUGUGCCGUUGCUGCAGAGUCAUACCCAGCAUAUAGCGCCCAAUGUAUUCUACUUCACAGCGCGCGUGGUGGAUAAAAUGUGGCAGGGUUGCCUAACACGCAAUCCACAUGACAUUUUCGACUUUGUGAUCAAGUUGAUAGCGCAAGCGAAACGUCGCUCUUCCUCCUUGACAAUCGAGCAGCUGCAUCACUCACUCAAUCGCACCAUACUUUACUUGCUGUCGCGUCCCACAGAAUCCAUAACGGAGCAGAUGAGUGUGUUGGAGGCUUUACAUAACAUUAUCACGCAUCGCUUGCUCAUUUUUGGCGCCGGCAAUCACGAGUUGGAGUUCAUCGGUUGUCUCACUUAUUGCCUGCUGCAAUUAACUUCGGAUAUGAAGAUUAUUUUGGAACCGGCAACCAGCCGUAAUACCACGUGGCAUGUAAAUCCACAAACCGACACCGUCGAACCGAAAGAUGAGGAUCUCAAUCAGCUGCAGGGUCGCAAUUUGAUUGUGGGCGCCGCUUUUCGCGUCUGGGAGGAACUGUAUGUUUGCAAAAAGCCCGCCAUUGAGGAGGUCUUCAAAGUUACGCUUACCCCACCGCCACCCAGUUCCAAAGCGCCUGAUUUGCAGAGCACACGCGAGCAGGUUAUGGAGCUAGCCUCUAAACUCUGGUUCAAUUAUGUCGAUGCUGAGCGUAAAGCCACGUACCGCAUACCCUGGGAGAUACACAAUCAGAUACAGUCGAAAAUACAGAAAGUUACAGGUGGCUUGACGCGCCUGGCGAGCCGUACGAAAGUCAAAAAGGACGAACUCGUGCGCACUAAAUCGACAAUGAGCAAAGAGAACGCCUUCGAUUGCACAGGCAUACAUGUGCAAUUGAUAAAGGACCUUUGGGAGUUGCGCUGCAAGCAGUACAUACAAAUGCAACAGCAUACACAACGUUACGUCUACCAAGACUGGACACAAUCGGAGACGGAGUUGACACGCGAACGCGGUCUGUGGGGUCCGGAGGGUAGUUCCUCGCUGGAUAAAUGGAUAUUGGAUACGACAGAAGGACCGCAUCGCAUGCGCAAGAAGACAAUGCGCAACGAGCUCUUUUAUUUGCAUUAUCCCUACAGACCAGAAAUCGACUUGCCAGAUAAUCGUCAAUUAAAAUACAAAGUUGCCACCAGUUUGGAUAGUAAAAUCUACUACACACAUUGUCAGCAACCGCCUCGCAUACUCUGUGAAACCGAAUCACUACAACAACAACACUCAAUACAACAACAAUACUCAGUGGACGCAAACAAUGCGAAGCAUGCACAUGCCGCGCAGCAUCAAAAUUCCGAAACGCAGGCGAGCGGUGGCACACCACCACCACCACACUCACCCACAGAGGUCGCCGCGAAAAGUUUACAAAAUCCACAAGAAUCCAUAGACACGGGCGUACCCGAAGAAGAUGAGGAAGAGGAGGACACCUCCAUGAUGUCCGACAAUGAAACAUUCCUGCGGCUGCUGGAGGAGCAGGAGAAAAUCUCAUUCAUGUUUCGUUGUGCGCGCAUACAGGGUUUGGACACCUUCGAGGGUUUGUUGUUGUUCGGCAAGGAGCACUGCUAUAUAGUCGAUGGUUUCACAUUGUUAAAGAAUCGCGAAAUACGUGACAUUGAUACAUUGCCACCCGGCGCUUACGAGCCCAUCAUACCGAACUCUGGUGGCCCGACGCGCACGCAGAAGGCGCGUCAGUGUUCGAAAUUUGCUUAUGAGGAGAUUCGAGAAGUGCAUAAACGUCGCUAUUUGUUGCAGCCAAUUGCUUUGGAGGUCUUCUCGGAAGAUGGGCGCAAUUAUUUGUUGAGCUUUCCACGUAAAGUGCGGAAUAAGGUCUAUCAACGCUUCAUGGCGCAGGCCACAGCGAUUAACGAUAAUGCACAGCUGUCGGUGGCGGGUCAAAAGCGCACCGCAAGCGUAGAGCAGACAUCGGGCAUUUUCAGUAGUCUCAUUGGCGAGACGUCGGUCACGCAACGUUGGGUGCGCGGCGAAAUUUCCAACUUCCAAUACUUAAUGCAUUUGAAUACGCUGGCUGGCCGCUCCUACAAUGAUCUCAUGCAAUAUCCAGUCUUCCCUUGGAUAGUCGCUGACUAUGAAUCGGAAGAGUUGGAUUUCUCCAAUCCGAAGACAUUCCGUGACUUCUCUAAGCCGAUGGGUGCGCAGUCGGAAGAGCGCUUAGAGCAGUUCCAGAAGCGUUUUAAGGAGUGGGACGAUCCGCACGGUGAGACGCCACCCUAUCAUUAUGGCACCCACUACAGUUCCGCUAUGAUUGUUUGCUCAUAUUUGGUGCGUUUGGAACCAUUUACACAGCACUUUUUACGCUUGCAAGGCGGUCACUUCGAUUUGGCCGAUCGCAUGUUUCAUAGUAUACGCGAGGCAUGGCUCUCCGCUUCCAAAUUCAAUAUGGCCGAUGUGAAAGAGUUAAUACCGGAAUUUUUCUACCUACCGGAGUUUUUGAGUAAUGGCAAUAACUUUGAUUUGGGCACAAAGCAAAACGGUGAGACGUUGAAUCAUGUCAUACUACCACCUUGGGCCAAACAGGAUCCACGCGAGUUUAUACGCGUGCAUCGCAGAGCCUUAGAGUGCGAUUAUGUUAGUCAGAAUCUGCAUUUGUGGAUCGACCUGAUAUUUGGUUGUAAGCAACAGGGACCCGCCGCCGUGGAGGCAGUGAACGUUUUCCAUCAUCUAUUCUACGAGGGCAAUGUGGAUAUUUACAACAUCGACGAUCCGCUGAAGAAAAAUGCCACAAUCGGCUUUAUCAAUAAUUUUGGUCAAAUACCCAAGCAGCUAUUCAAAAAGGCGCAUCCAGCGAAGAAAAUGUCCAACUCACGGCAUUCCACACUAAUCGAUCCGGGCGCUUUAAUACAGGGCAAUACCACCGUUUUACAAUCGGAACGUCUAUUCUUCCAUAAUUUAAAUAAUCUCAAACCGAGCCUGCAGCCAAUUAAGGAACUGAAAGGACCCGUUGGUCAGAUAUUACAACCAGAUAAGACUGUGUUUGCCGUCGAACAGAACAAGGUAAUGAUGCCACCCUCUUACACGAAGUACAUCGCCUGGGGCUUCGCUGAUCACUCACUGCGCAUUGGUCUAUACGAUUCCGAUCGCGCUUCAUUCGUCUCCGAGGCGGCCGCACAAAAUUCGGGUGAAAUACUUUGUUGCGCCUGUCCCAAUGGCAAGAUGAUUGUCACCGCCGGCACCAGUUCGGUCGUAACGAUUUGGAAAUUCGAUGCGAAUCGCAAGAGUCUCACUGUGCGGAAUUCGCUGCAUGGCCACACCGAUGCCGUGACUUGUUUGGCGGCAAGCGCCGCUUAUAAUGUCAUCAUUUCUGGCUCACGUGAUGGCACUGCGAUCGUUUGGGACAUGACGCGCUUUACAUUCGUGCGUCAGCUGCGCGGUCAUGCGGGUGUUGUAGCUGCGGUCGCGAUCAAUGAUCUCACCGGUGAUAUAGCGACCUGUUCGGCCACUUGGCUGCAUGUUUGGUCCAUCAACGGCGAUCCGUUGGCGAUGGUGAACACUUGUGUUGGCAGUGCGGAUCGCAUGCAGCAGAUCUUGUGUGUUGCCUUUUCACAGAUACGUGAGUGGGAUCAAGAGAAUGUGGUAAUCACGGGUUCCACCGAUGGCGUAGUGCGGAUGUGGUCCUUGGAGUACACACAAGUGCCCAUCGAACGUAAGUUGAAGCGCGCCACCGAAGUGAGUUCGCAAGAUCGUCCGGCCAGCACGGAGCGUGAGAAUUCCUGCGAUGGCAAGGAUGAUGGUAAACUGAACAUACUCAAGCAAAUGAAGAGCCUCUCGUUGCAGGACGAAAAUGUUAUCGCCAAAUCUGGUUCGGAGAGUAGCAUAUCAGAAGCUUCGGCGCAUUCACAACACUCCACACAUUCCGACAAGGCUGAGGAGGAGCAGCCAGAGUCAGAGCACAAAGAUAAUAAGGAUGCCGCUGGCCGACGGAAAAGCUCUUUGUCUGGCGCUAAGUCCUUGCACGAAAUGAAAGCAUCGACGGUGGAGGGUGAAAGCAUAGCCAGCAAAUGUGUUGAGGAGGAGGAGCGUACGAUACGUCCUAGUAAAUCAGACACAAGUCUGACGGAUGGCUUCGUUAUGGUGGACAAUGACAAAGUCAAGAGUGAACAGUCGCUGAGAAAAGGCUUCAAAUGGCAACGUCAAUUAAUGUUCCGUUCAAAACUCACCAUGCACACAGCAUACGAUCGCAAAGACAAUGCCGAACCGGCGAGCAUAACAGCGCUCACCGUUUCGAAAGAUCACAAGAUCUUGUAUGUGGGUGAUGCGCGCGGCCGCAUAUUCUCGUGGAGCGUAACCGAACAGCCGGGCCGAGGUGUAGCCGAUCAUUGGCUGAAGGACGAAGUCACCGAUCAGUGUGUGAAAUGUCACGUGAAAUUCAAUCUCUACGAGCGCAAGCACCACUGUCGCAACUGCGGUCAGGUCUUCUGCAACAAGUGCAGCCGCUUCGAGUCGGAAAUCUCGCGCUUGCGCAUACUCAAGCCAGUGCGUGUGUGUCAGGCCUGCUUUAGUCAAUUACGCGCCAACUCAGUGGAUAAUUAAAAAUUGUAAAACCAAAUUGUUGUAAAUUUAAGACAAACUGGCAAAAAAUUAGCAGUAAUUGUAACAACAAUGGCUUUAUAAUUUAUUUGGAUUAAUAUUGUAAUGGUAUUAUUGACAAUAUAAUAUUAUUAUUAUUAACAAUAUAAUAAUAUUAUUAUUAAUAUUAAAAUUAUGUAAUAUUAUUAUAUAUUAUUAUGCAAUAUUAUACUCUUAGGCAUAUAUUUCCAAUUUUGCUCGAUUUUUUUGUUAAAGAUUUUUAAACUUAAAUUUAAAUUUGUAUAUAUCUACUACUAUAUAUAAUUUUUGUAAUUUUUAUGCAUGUAUUUUUUAAGCUGUUUUCUAUUUUGUAUUUGUAUUUGUAUUUUAAAAUCUCAUACGACGAUAUUAUUGUGUGUCACCAUCAAACAACAAGGCUGUUUUAUAAUGCUAUUUACAAUAACAUUUUAUUUAGUUUAAUUUCGCUAGCAAAGCAAACGCCAAUGUCUAACACUUUAAGAGAAAAAACCAAAAAAAAAAAUAAUAAUAUUAAAAAAAAAUCUCGAAAAAGUAGUAAAGAAACCUUUUACACACAACUCGUCCCGAAACUCUGCUAUUUCUAAUAUUAAAGAAACUUUUUAUACUUUUUAUUUAUUUAUUACAACAACUACUGCUGAAAUAGCAUAUUUUAAAAAUGACUAUAAUUUAUUAUUUAAAGACAAAAUGGCAAAAUUGGUCAAACAACAAAAGAUAAAAUGAGAAAAAAAUAUUUAAUAAAAACUUAAUAAAAAAAUUACUGAAAAAAUAAUUUCCAAGAAAAAAAUUAUAAGAAAUUUUAAUAAAAAAAUAAAUUUCCAAAAAAGAAAUAAUAAAAAGAAAUUCUAAAAAAAUUAUUAAAAACAAAUUACAAGAAAAUUUUUUUCCAAAAAAAGAAAUUAUAAAAAAUAUUGUAAAAGCUUUAUUGCCGCUUAAGCAAAUAGCAUACCAAAUGUGUCUAGCAAUAAUAAUAAAAACAGUAAUAAUAUUUAUAAGACAACAAUGCGCUUGCUUGAAACCAAACAAAGAAACAUAUGCCACAUGCCACUUAGCGAGAAGCAUAUUGAGUUGCAGCUAAAAAAGGGUAGAAAAAAAUUAAAAAUUAAAAAUAAAAAAUAAAAUAAAAUAAAAAAAAUAUAAAUAAAAUAAAAAAUAAAAAUAAUUAUAAAUAAAUUAAAAAAAAAAAUAAAACUAAAAUAAGAAUAAAAAAUUAAUUCAAAUAAAAACUAAAAACAAAAAAAAUUAAAAUAAAUUAAAAAAUAAAUAAAAAUAAAAACUUAUAUUGAAAAAAAAUUAGAUAUGUAUGUAUAUAAAAAUAUAUAUACAUACAUCAAAAAAGUAUGAAAAUAUAUAUUGAAAAAAUAUAUAUAUAGAAAUAUAUUGAAAAAAAAUUAUAUAAAAUAUGUAUAUUAAAAAAAUAUUAAUAUAAAAUAUAUAAAAAAUAAAAAAUAUCUAAAAAAUAAAAAUAUCCAAAAAUGUUAAAAAAAAUACUGUAAUUUAUUGCAUUGUACUUGUAAACUAAUUGUAGUAGCAAAUAUUACGCGAUCGCCUAUCAUUUCAGCCGCGCACUCUCACGUUCUCUAUAAAUAUUUCCAUAAAUAUAUAUACACACACACACUCACAAAAAAGGAUAAAUAUGCGCCACUUCGCAAUCAGAGCAAACACGCUAGCCACAAAGAGCGCAUGUUAUUGUUAUUAUUGUAUUUAUGCAUAUUACAAAGCAAACGCUAAAUAUUGUAAUUGGAAAUACUGUCAAAGCGCAAGCAAAAGACAUAACCUCAAAUUAUUAAAAAAAGCAGCUAAAAAUUUGUGUUAAUGAAUUGUCAACGCAAAGGACAUAACCUCAAUAAAAUAUUAAAAAAAAAUUGUGUUGAAGCAUUUUCAAAAAGAAAAAAAUAUGUACUGAAAUAAAUUGUGAAAAUUAUGCAUGUAUGUAAUAUUAAUUGAUGCGAGCACAAUAAUAAAAGCAUAAAGUUAUUAAAAUAAAAAUAAGAAAAAAUAAAAAAAAAUUUAAAUAAAAUGUAAAUUUAAAAAAAAUAAGAAAUUAAAUAAAAUAUUUAAUAAAUAAAAAAAUUAUUAAAUAAAAAAAAUUAAAAAAAUAAAAAAGAGUUAAAAAAAAUAAAAAAAAUAAAAAAUUAAAUUAAAAAAAGAACAUAAAAAUAAAAUUUAAAAAAUAAAAUAAAAAGCAAAAAUAAAAAAAUAAUUGAAAAACCAAAAUUACAAAACAAAAUUAUUAAGAACCACAUAUUGGCAUGUAUUCGUGCUUUAAAAAAAAAUAAUAACAAAAGUAUUACGCAAAGAAAAGGCAACAAAUUAAGACAAAUUGUAUUAGAAAAUUUAGCGAUAAAGGCAAAGACAUGUUUAUGCUUAUAAAAUUGCAAAAUAUAUUAGAGAAAUUAGUUGAAAAAAAACAAAAAAAAUUUUAAUUUUGUUGUUUUGCAUUUGUGAGGAAAAUUGCUAUAAAAAUUGUUGUUGGAAUUUUCAGAAACCAAAAAUAUGAAAUAUGUAUAUUAUGUCCGAGGGGGAUUGCUUCGACGGAGGACAUAGAUUGAAGAAUAAAUUAAGAAUUUUAAAAUUAUGAACAAAAUAUAACAAUUUUUUUUUUUGCUCAUGGUAGUAUAGGACCGACUUUGGAUAAAUUUGUUUAUGUUUAUGAAACUAACAGUGGUUUUGUAACAUUUGCUCUCGUUCCUUUUAAAAUGUUUGUUGUCAUUUUGCUUUACAAAAAUCAGAAAACAUGAGAAAAAAAUGAAAUAAUUGUUUGUCAGUUUUGUUCUGAAAAAAAGAAGGAUACACUGAAGUGAACAGACAUACAAAUAUCGAAAACAUACGUUAUAUUUGAAUAAAACGCCUUAAUGAGCUUUUCUUUUAUAAUUUUCCAGGCGAAAAUCUUUUAUUAAAGAAUUAGCAGUAAUCUGAUCAUUAGCAGUAGAGACGAUCUCAACAACUUGAUACCUUUUUUCCAUCACUUUUAGAUUAUAGUUGAACCGCUGUCUCUGUUCCUAUUUAUAAUUUCCAAAAAUUUCAGAAAAUGUUUCCAGAUGCAUACGGAGAUUGUCUAAAUUUAUUCUACAAAUUUGGUCUAAAUUUUAUUCUACAAAUUUGGCUUCACUUUCCAGAACAGUCAUAACCUUGAUAAAAUCUGUAUCUAUCAUUAAUUGCCGUAUUUGAGGACCAACACUUCUCCACCUUUUAACUUUCUAUACAAAGUUCGAUUUUUUUUAGAACUGUAUUCAAUCACUGAGUUAAUUUGGAGGAAGUAACUCAAAUCAAUCACUUCCAUUGAUAGAUGGUACCAAUUUCUGGGUAUUGAGCGCCAUCAUUGCCAAAAAUAUUGAUAAAAUAAUGGAAAUCGUCAAGUUUGAGCGUCAUAUGAGCACUGCUUCGAGCUCAAUAUAGCAAAACAACCGUCUGAAACCAUUUAAAUAAGGUCGGAUAUAAAAAAGUUCAAUGUAAGUCAUACGAAAUAACGUAAAAAAAAAACACAUGAACCGAAUUUCCAUUCCAUCUUGAAAUCGGUGCUGAAUCGAAAUAAAAUCGAUUAAUUUCUGAGGCGGAUAGUUAGUUAAAAGUGGGUGUUUUACUACAACGGCAAGCGAAAAAAACGAUGGUGGCCGAAUCGUCGUGAGCCGGCGCAAACAGUGCCCGAGCUAGAAUUAACAGUCAGGCAGGUUUUCCUAUGUUUUUGGUGGGAUUGAUAGGUAAUCAUUUAGUGUAAGCUGCCAUUAUUGCCCAUUUGUUAUUUCGGAACUGUACUGUCAACAAUUGAACCGCCUAAAGCUAGCAAUCGCCGAGCAGUGGAUAGCUUUGUCCAAAAGGGGAGGAAUUGUCUUUCACUUACACAACGCCAGGUCACAUACAACAAUAGAGACUUACCCGUAGCUCCGGGAGUUUAGUUGAGAACUACUUAUGUAACCAGUUUAUAGUUCGGACCUUGAAUCAAGUGAUUACUAUCUGCUUCUGACUGUGUUGAAGGAUUUUCUUGCAAAAAUAUUCGCCACAAGAGAAGUUUGGAAAAAUUAGUAACUGUUCUAGAUUUUUGCCAAUAAGAACGAGGGUUUUGAAGAGAAUGACAUUAUGACAUUAUAUUUCCACAGUUGUGAAAUAAAAUGUUGUAUAUUUGGCCUAAAUCAAAUCAUACUAACUAUGCUAAGUAAGCGCUUCAAUUUAUAGCAAAAAUAAUGGAUUUCUUAUUUAUUAACCUUAACCUCACGUAUUGUGACAAAAAAGUACGGGGAAAUUGUAAAUAAAAUGCAACAUAUUUAAUUAUUCAUCAACAUUUAUAUUGUCACCUUCAAAGUAAUCCCCACCAUAAGCAAUACAUUUAUGCCAACGAGUUUUCCAGUCCUCGAAACACUUUUCAUAAGCUCUUUUUGGGUUGGCCUUCAGCUCCUUCAGCGAAUUUUGUUUUAUCUCUUCGAUCGAACGAAAACGGGUGACAUGGAUCGUUAAUUUCAGUUUGGGGAACAAGAAAAAAUCACCGGGAGCCAAAUCUGGUGAAUACGUUGGUUGAUCGAUGGCAUUCAUUGCGUUUUUGGCUUUAAAUUCGGUGUGGCUUUUGUGCCACAAAUCCGCCCGCUUUCGACAGAUGUUCUCACGCAAGCGACUCAAUAUGACCAAAUAGAACUUCUUAUUGACCGUCUGUCCCUACGGAACAAAUUCAUGAUGCACCAAACCAGGAAUUUUGAAAAAAGAAAAAAUCAAUGAGACGCAUAUUGAUUUUAGAGCGGCUUUGGCGUGAUUUUUUUGGUUUCAUAUUUUCCUAUCCAUUCCGAUGAUUGUUGACUUGCUUCCAUGUAAAAUUCAUAAACCUAUGUUCCUUCGGCAGUUGUGUUGCUCUCCAUGAAUGCUGGAUCGGAAUUCGCAAGAUAAAGUAUGCCCAAAGAGACCUGUUUACUGCACUCUUUUUGGAAAAAGUCAGUUUUAUCGGGACGAAUCGAGCAAUAUACCCAAAAAAAAACCUUUCGAACAAACUCACGAAAGAUGUAAAGCUCUCUUGCCAUCACUCUAUCACUUUUCUGACGAUUUUCAACUACUAUAUCUUUCACUUUUUUAAUAUUUUAAUCAGUUGAAGAGGUCGAAGGUCGUCCAGUCUUAUGAGAUAUGUCUUCAACGAUCUCUCGACCGUCUUUGAAAACCUUCUACCACUUGUAGUCUUAUGUUUUUGUUAAAACUGAAUCACCGUAAGUCUUUUCCAACAUUCGCUACGAUUCCACACAGGAAAUUUGGUUAGAAAAACAAAUUUUUAGACAAAUUCUUUGUUCGAUAUUUUUAUCCAUUGUAAAAAUCGCAACGCACUAUAGAGGUGGACCGACUUUGCUGUAAACAAAUUGGUUGGCAGAUCGCGCUCAUAUUUGGCAUAAUAGUUACGGGCAGUCUUACCAACUUAGCAAAAUACAUUUUAUUAGCAAAAUACAUACAAUUUAAAAAACAUAAUUUCAGAAACGUCCUAAUAUGAACUAAACUCAAUACGUAUAUCUUUUCAUUCCAAAGGAACGUUCCAAUGAAUUAAGUUUCUCACAUGCUUAUUCAGUUAGCAAGAUUUUCUUAAAAAAAAAAAAACUUAUAUGCAAAAAUAUUAUCAAUGUAAGGAGCAGUAAAUAAAUUAUUAUCGAAAAUUUGGAAGAAAAAAAUAACUGUAGUACAUUAUAUUGAAAAUGUUGCGCCUGAAACGACAAAUUAUUUCAAAAACAUAAGCAACUUUAGUUAUUUCAGCAAAGGUAAACAUUUGAGUUACGAGUGAGCCUCAGCUAUUGCGGCCGAAAUUUAGCAGCAAAAUUACAAAUGCGAAAAAUGAAAUAAAAAACUAUAAAAUGGCGUCUAUUACAAAGCGGUUGGGUGCAUAAACAAAUAUUAUGGCAAAUGCGAGGAAAUUGUAUGUAAAUUUUGUGCAAGUUGACAAAUAAUAGUAAAAAAUAAUUAGAAAUACCAAAUAUGCAUUAGAAAUAUGGUUGGCAAAACAAAGUUAGAACAAUAAGAAAAAAAUUGAAAAAUAUAUAAAUUGUAAGAGCAAAUAUAAAAAAUUUAAAAGAAAUUAAAAGGAAAAAUUUAAAAGAAUUGAAAAAAUAUACAUACAUAUAUAUAAUAAAACAGAAUAUUAAAUAAAUAAGUGCAGUAUGUUGAUGAAAUUUAUUGAAAAUUACAAAAGAUGCAGCGUUCAAAGCUCAAGCACACGCUUACACACCGAACACGCAAUGCACAAAGCUCACACAUACAGGCAAAUAUUUGCAUAUGAGAAAACACAUACACACAUGCACUUAUUUAAAAUAAAUUGUAGCAAAAUUUAUAAAAUUCGCUAGUGGAACAUUUUUGAAAAUAUAUUUGGCUGAUUGGGAAGUUGAGCAGUUAAAAUAAAAAUAAAAAAUAAUAAAACAAAAAUAAAAAUAUUUAAACUUAAAAACUAUUAUAGUAUGAACACUUGAGUUAAAUAAUAAUUUAAAAAAAAAUAAAACUCAGCAUUUUUAUGAUAUUUUUGAGAAAAAUUGCAUAAAAACAAUUUUCAAACUUGGAACCAAUGCAAAAAUUUAAAACUAAUUUCUGUUCAAAAUCAGUGUUUUGAGCGAAACUGUACUUUCGACCACAACACUCACCUAAUAGAAUUACAAACUGAAGAACAAAAAUAACAAUCAUUUUAUUUGUUGCCUUUAUUAUUGCUGCA